Molecule: messenger RNA, 816 nt
Organism: Acomys russatus (golden spiny mouse)
Lineage: Eukaryota; Metazoa; Chordata; Mammalia; Rodentia; Muridae
Gene: Tprg1l
Product: tumor protein p63 regulated 1 like
Exons: 4
Coding region: 16-816 (266 amino acids)
Cellular component (GO): synaptic vesicle; cytoplasm
Source: RefSeq, a predicted model, not a curated record
GCGGGUGGCGGCGCAAUGCUGCAGCUGCGAGAUACGGUGGACUCGGCCGGCACGAGCCCCACGGCGCUGCUGGCGACCAGCGAGGACGCGGGCGCGGGCCGGCCGGGGGCAGGCACGCCGCUGCGCCAGACCCUGUGGCCGCUGAGCGUCCACGACCCUACACGCCGCGCCCGUGUCAAGGAGUACUUCGUGUUCCGGCCCGGCACCAUCGAGCAGGCGGUGGAGGAGAUCCGCGCCGUGGUUCGGCCUGUGGAGGACGGCGAGAUCCAGGGGGUGUGGCUGCUGACCGAGGUGGACCACUGGAACAACGAGAAGGAGAGGCUGGUGCUGGUCACUGACCAGUCCCUGCUCAUCUGCAAAUAUGACUUCAUAAGCCUUCAGUGCCAGCAGGUGGUCAGGGUGGCGCUCAGCGCGGUAGACACCAUCUCCUGUGGAGAAUUCGAGUUUCCUCCCAAGUCGCUCAACAAGCGAGAAGGCUUUGGGGUUCGCAUUCAGUGGGACAAGCAGAGCCGCCCUUCUUUCAUCAACAGAUGGAACCCCUGGUCUACAAACAUGCCCUAUGCCACCUUCAUAGAACACCCGAUGGCUGGCAUGGAUGAGAAGACAGCGUCUCUGUGCCAUUUGGAAAGCUUCAAGGCUCUCCUAAUCCAAGCUGUCAAGAAAGCACAGAAGGAGAGCCCACUGCCGGGACAGGCGAGCAACGUGCUGGUGCUAGAGCGCCCACUCCUCAUCGAGACCUACGUGGGGCUGAUGUCCUUCAUCAACAACGAGGCCAAGCUGGGCUACUCCAUGACCAGGGGCAAGAUAGGCUUCUAG